GAAAAGUUGUUGGCUGAGUAGAGUCCCUUAUCUGCAAAUGCCCCUUCAAGAAUGAGGCCCCAAAAGCCCCUCAUCACUCUAUCUUCAUCUUCUUUAGGCUGUCCCGACCGUCUUUAGGCUAAUACGGAGGAGCAUUAGCUUUGAUUCAAUUUACAGAACUCAUUCGAUAAGAUGGCCGCUGACUCAGUACUGAGAAUGUCAGUGGCUUCCACGGCUUCUUCGUUCUGCAAUUUCCAUGCCUCAAGAAGGAAGCCGGCGACGCUCCCUGGUGCCGCCGGCUCCGGCCAUCGGCGACUCCGCCGCGCCAGGGUUCAGCCGCUCACAUCUUCUGCCUCUUUGUCGGAUUUCUUUGGGAACUUUCAGAUUAGGGCAGCCCCUGGUCCGACAGAUAUGAAGUUCCACCAGAAACGAAGCCAAAAGAGCAGGUUCUCCGUCUUCGCCAUGGCCGCUGAUGAUGCCAAGAGAAUGGUGCCCUUAAAGGACUACCGAAACAUCGGAAUCAUGGCUCAUAUUGACGCAGGGAAGACAACCACGACGGAACGGAUCCUCUACUACACAGGCAGGAACUACAAAAUCGGCGAAGUCCAUGAGGGGACCGCCACGAUGGACUGGAUGGAGCAAGAACAAGAACGCGGGAUCACCAUCACUUCCGCUGCGACCACGACCUUCUGGAACAAGCACCGGAUCAACAUAAUCGAUACCCCUGGCCAUGUCGACUUCACACUGGAAGUUGAAAGAGCCCUGAGGGUUCUUGAUGGUGCCAUAUGCCUGUUCGAUAGUGUUGCUGGGGUGGAGCCCCAGUCGGAGACCGUCUGGAGACAGGCGGACAAAUAUGGGGUCCCACGGAUAUGCUUCGUCAACAAAAUGGACCGUCUCGGGGCGAACUUCUACCGUACCCGAGACAUGAUCGUCACGAAUUUGGGUGCGAAACCGCUCGUGAUUCAAAUCCCGAUUGGUUCGGAGGAUAAUUUUCUUGGAGUUGUCGAUCUCGUGAAGAUGAAAGGGGUAGUUUGGUCAGGGGAGGAAUUGGGGGCCAAGUUUGUGUAUGAGGAGAUCCCUUCGGAACUUCAAGAACGGGCCGAGGAGUACCGGGCAGAGAUUAUCGACACCAUAGUUGAACUGGAUGAUGAAGCCAUGGAGAAAUAUCUUGAAGGGACCGAACCCGACGAGGAAACGGUUAAAAAGUUGAUCAGAAAGGGGACCAUUUCGGGCAGUUUUGUUCCGGUCUUAUGCGGGUCCGCUUUCAAGAACAAAGGGGUUCAGCCCCUUCUUGACGCCGUCGUUGACUAUUUACCUUCACCCAUUGACUUACCCCCAAUCAAAGGCAGCGACCCCGAAAACCCAGAGGUAGCCGUUGAAACACCGGCCAGUGACAGUGAGCCGUUCACCGGUCUGGCUUUCAAGAUCAUGAGCGACCCCUAUGUGGGGUCGCUCACGUUCGUGAGGGUAUAUUCGGGAAAACUUGUGGCAGGAUCUUAUGUGCUGAAUGCAAACAAGGGAAAGAAGGAAAGGAUUGGGAGACUGUUGGAGAUGCAUGCUAACAGCAGGGAGGACGUCAAGUCGGCCUUAACCGGUGACAUUGUUGCCCUCGCCGGCCUUAAAGACACCGUCACCGGAGAAACUCUGUGCGACCCGAACAAACCCGUGGUUCUUGAACGGAUGGAUUUUCCGGACCCGGUUAUAAAAGUUGCCAUUGAACCCAAGACCAAAGCUGACAUUGAUAGGAUGGCGGCCGGGUUGGUGAAGCUAGCUCAAGAAGACCCGUCUUUCCACUUUUCUCGGGACGAAGAGAUCAACCAGACGGUCAUUGAAGGGAUGGGGGAACUGCAUCUCGAGAUCAUCGUCGAUCGGCUCAAGAGGGAGUUUAAGGUGGACGCCAACGUUGGGGCCCCACAAGUGAACUACCGCGAGAGCAUUUCGAAGGUCUCGGAAGUGAAGUACGUCCACAAGAAACAGUCGGGCGGGCAAGGGCAGUUCGCGGACAUAACCGUGAGGUUCGAGCCGAUGGAACCGGGCGGCGGGUACGAGUUCAAGAGCGAGAUAAAGGGCGGGGCAGUCCCGAAAGAGUACAUCCCGGGGGUGAUCAAGGGGUUGGAGGAAUGUUUGGGCAGCGGGGUGCUGGCCGGGUACCCGGUCGUGGAUGUCCGGGCGGUGUUGGUCGACGGGUCCUACCACGACGUGGACUCGAGCGUUCUGGCGUUCCAGCUGGCGGCUAGAGGGGCGUUUCGGGAAGGGAUGAGGAAAGCGGGUCCGCAUUUGUUGGAACCCAUAAUGAGGGUUGAGGUUGUCACUCCGGAGGAGCAUCUUGGCGAUGUUAUUGGGGAUUUGAACUCAAGGAGAGGUCAGAUCAACAACUUUGGCGAUAAACCAGGUGGCCUCAAGGUGGUGGAUGCGUUGGUUCCGUUGGGGGAGAUGUUCCAAUACGUGAGUAGCUUGAGGGGGAUGACGAAAGGGAGAGCGUCUUACACUAUGCAAUUGGCCAAGUUCGAAGUCGUCCCUCAACACAUCCAGAACGAGCUCGCAGCCAACAAGGCCGAACCCGUUGCUGCUUGAAGUAUUGUGUUAUAUUUUGUCUCUUGAGUCUUUGAAAUGAUUUCUCAUGUGCACAUAUUCAUUCCUCAGAAUUUGGGUAGAAAACUGAAGUUCUUAUAGGAGGGCAAAGAAACUGCAAAGUGCACAUGAUUUAUUGACAAAGAUAUUGUAAACGAUCUUCAUUGACAAAGUGCAUAUUUUUAUUGUGUUCAAUAUGCUUUGAUCAUUUUUACUUCAUUGCCAAUUUACUGAUGAUUUCUCUAUGCCAUUCACCAAACAGCCCUUUCAAUAGUGUUGCAUUGUUUCUCUUAAACAUUGGUACAUUGCUGUAAAAAUACUACACAUGAAUGUGUAUUGAUGGACAACAAAGAAAUACUCGUUUAGAAAUGGAUAAAUAAGUGUUCAAUUCUUGAAAUCAAUCCACUAGAAAUGCAUUUCCCAUGGAAAAAACCCAACCAAAGCCUCAAUAUGCCC
Cuscuta campestris is the source of this 3006-nucleotide messenger RNA. The record is from the annotation of a GenBank genome assembly. Lineage: Eukaryota; Viridiplantae; Streptophyta; Magnoliopsida; Solanales; Convolvulaceae.